Molecule: messenger RNA, 8090 nt
Organism: Salvelinus namaycush (lake trout)
Lineage: Eukaryota; Metazoa; Chordata; Actinopteri; Salmoniformes; Salmonidae
Product: fibroblast growth factor receptor substrate 2-like
Exons: 37
Coding region: 951-7583 (2210 amino acids)
Biological process (GO): cell surface receptor protein tyrosine kinase signaling pathway; protein dephosphorylation; angiogenesis
Cellular component (GO): cytoplasm; cell-cell junction
Molecular function (GO): protein tyrosine phosphatase activity; cadherin binding
Source: RefSeq, a predicted model, not a curated record
UCGUUUCCACCUGUAGCAUACCUGUUGCCUCUUUUUGUUCCUUUCAGGUCGAGACCACUGAAGCAGUAAAGUGUUCAUUUAACCUGACUGAAACCAGCGCCAAUACGGAUUCUAUUGCACUGAAAUUAAUAACAACAGGAGACGCGUGUAACUUCACCGUGUUUUGUGAGACCAGUCGGUCCGAUAUAACGGAUUGUUAUCAAAAUGGGGAGUACACUAACGUGUAUAUCUGCGAUAUAAGGGAUUUGGAACCAGGAACAUUACACCAAUUCGAAGUUAUAUCGAAGAAUGAUGGAGAGAGGGGCAACGUAUCAGUGCGAACAGACCCAGUGGGUCCAUCCAGGUUGGACGUACUACCAGACCAGGUCCAGGCAACCCAGUAUAAGAGUCCUAUUCAGGCUCCCUCAGCAGUCAGCGGCCUCCAGCUCUCACCCUCCUCCAGCAGCCUGGGUGUUUCCUGGCAGCCCGGUCCAGGCAGGAGAGAGGGUUUCAGGGUGCUACUGAGGGAGCAGCAGGGCGCCCUAGUCAGGAACGUCACCCUUAAGAGUAGUGUCACCUCCCACACCCUUGACGACCUGUUGCCUGGGACCCUGUACACUGUCACCGUGGUGACUGAGGCUGAAGGCCUCCAGAACGCCAUCUCCAAACAAGCAGUCACAGUUCCUGUGGCGGUAACAGACCUCUUCUUGGAGAACCACGGCAGUCUGGACACCCUGAGGGCCUCCUGGGUCAAUGCUAGGGGCGGCGUGGAUGCAUACCUGGUCUCCCUGGCAACCCUAGGCUCAGCCAACCAGGACAGGAAGCUUCCCCCCAACACCACUGAGGUGGUCUUCAGCGGCCUGACCCCUGGACGGCCCUAUCAGGUGACUGUGAGGUCAAAGGUCGGAGAGCAGACAACUGAGGCAGUGGCCACAGGCAGAACAGUGCCAGACAAGGUGUCUCAGCUGUCCAUGGUGGGCGUCAUUGGUGGCAGCACUCUGAAGAGUACAUGGUCGCCCCCUAGAGGGGACUGGGAGAACUACCGUGUCCUGCUACUGAACGGCACGGUGGCUCUAGUCAAUGAGACAGUGAGCAGGCUGGUUAGACAGUACUCCUUCUCUGUAGCUUCCUUGGGGCUGGUGCCUGGCAGGCUCUACACAGCUCAGGUCAUGGUGGAGAGUGGUCUGUUUGGCAACACCGCUCAAUGUCAGGGGAGGCUAGCCCCUCGGCCUGUCCAGCAGCUGAUGGUCCGUCACGGUGAUGAAACGUCUCUGAGCGUGCUGUGGUCUCGCCCCGCGGGGGUGUGGGACGGGUACACCGUGCUCUUGAGACAGCGGGACACUGUUGUGUCACAGAGGACACUGUCCCGUGACGCCAGGGAGUGCACAUUCAACGUCCUCAUGCCCGGACGCCAGUACGCCAUCGCCGUCACGACCAACAGUGGGGGCCUAAACAGCUCGGCUUCAGUGAUUGGACGAACCACCCCGGCGCAGGUGACCAGUCUGCGUGUGACCAACGGUGGCAGCACAGACAGCCUCCAAACCCAGUGGGAGCGGGCGGCCGGCGAGCUGGACUCGUACCGUGUGCUGCUCAUCCACGACAGCAGUGUGAUCAAGAACGAGAGCACCCCAGCCCACACCACGGCCUACAGCUUCCUGGCGCUGAAGCCUGGAGCCCUCUACAGGGUGGUGGUCACCACUGUCAGGGCCGGACAAGCCUCCAGGCAGAGCGUGGCAGAGGGAAGCACAGUCCCUGCUGCUGUAGGUGAUGUGACAGUCAGUAACAACGGUCGUAUGGACUUCCUCAGUGUGUCGUGGCGACCAGCCCAAGGCAACGUGGAUAGUUACCUGGUCACCCUGAAGGACCGCGAGAGGACCGUCCACACCCUGGUCGUGUCCAAGUCCAGCCCUGAGUGUGUGUUCAAGUCCCUGGUGUCUGGACGGCUCUAUAACAUCUCUAUCGUCUCCCGCAGUGGAGUCUACGAAAACCACACCAUCGUGCAGGAACGCACACAGCCCUCUAGUGUCCAAAACCCCACAGCGAUCCACUCGGCCAGGGAUGACUACCUGAAGGUGUACUGGCGCCAUGCGGCCGGGGACUUUGACUACUACCAGGUGGUCAUCAAGCACAACAACAUCUUCCACCAGAACAAGACAGUUACGAAGAGCCAGAACGAGUGUGUGUUCAACGGCCUGGUGCCCGGGAGACUCUACACGGUCAUCGUCAGCACCUGGAGCGGAAAGUAUGAGACCAGCAUGUCCACAGACGGAAGGACCUUCCCUGCGGCGGUGAGAUCACUAGCUCUGGCUGGGCGGGGCACGGAGGACCUUCGUGUCACCUGGUUGGCUGCUCUGGGGGAUGUGGAUCACUACGAGGUGCAGCUCCUCUUCAACGACAUGAAGGUGUUCCCACCCAUCACCCUUGGCAGCAGUGCGGGGGCGUGUGUCCUGUCCUCCCUCACCCCGGGACGCCUGUAUAAGAUCCACGUUUCCACCUUCAGCGGACCCAACCAGAGGGCCCAGUUCAUAGAGGGCAGGACAGUUCCCAGCAAGGUCAAGAACAUCCACGUGAGCAACAAUGGGCAGAGCAACAGCCUGAAGAUCAGCUGGACGCCGGGGCAGGGUGACGUAGACAGCUACUCUGUGUCGUUGUCACUGGACGGGCCAGAGGGACGCAUGCUGGAGACGCGACCCGUACCCAAACACCCAAAUCAGCUGGGGUUCAACUCCCUGCAGCCUGGGCAGCUGUACAGUGUGACUGUAAGGUCUAUCAGUGGUAUACUGUUGAACAACAACACGGCCAGCGGACGCACCGUCCCCUCUGCAGUGACGGGCCUGCAGGCUGACAACAGACACACCACCUGCAGUAUUCAGGUGAGCUGGCAGGAGGCCCGGGGAGUGGCGGACGGCUACAGCCUGCAGCUGCUGGACGACAGGGGACACCUGGUCACCAACAGCUCCCAGGCCUCCUCUGGGUCCACUCCGCUCCAGCACCACUUCGACGGCCUCACCCCGGGGAAGAGGUACCACGUCCUGGUCCACACCACCAGCGGAGGGGUCCGCAGUGAGGGGGUCACCGCUGAAGCACGCACGCGUCCGGCAGCAGUUAGCGACCUCUCCAUCCGGGCCAACAGCAGCAGCAGCCUGUUGUUCCACUGGUCUCCCCCAGAGGGAGAGUUGGAAGGUUACGACCUCUACCUGUACAAUGGAGACGACACCCUGUACGACCGGCGCAGCGGCCAGCCUAACACGCUGCAGGUCUCCUUCCAGGGCCUGAGGCCUGGUGCCUCCUACAGGAUGGUGGUGUUAACACGCAGCGGAGAGCAGACCAAUGACUCGGCUAUCUGGGCCAGGACUGUCCCUGCUGCAGUGACGUCUCUGCAGGCCCGAAGUCGUCCCCAGUCGGAGGAGCUCUGGGUGUCGUGGGAGCGUGCAGUGGGGGAGCUGAGCGGCUACCUGCUGUCUGUCUACAACCCAGAUGGCUCCCAGCAGGCAGAGGAGGCUCUAGGGCCCGACGCCACGGAGCAUGCCGUCCCCACGCUGAUCCCCGGGCGCCUCUACCAUGCUGUCAUCCUCACCCGCAGUGGAGAGCUCACAAACAGGGCCACCACUCAGGGCAGGACCGCCCCCAGACCCCCUACCUCUGUGUCAUUCGGCGGGGUCACCAACACUUCACUGGAACUGACCUGGAGUGGUCCUGCAGGCAGCGACUACGACGACUUUGACCUGCAGUGGGAACCGCGGGACCACCUGUCUGUGUUCAACCCCUACCAUACCCGGACCUCCGGCAGCCGCAUCCUUAAGGGCCUGUACCCCGGGCGCUUGUACAACUUCAGCCUGCGUACUGUCAGUGGGGCUGUUGGUGGUGUUGGUGAGGAUGGGAGCCCUGCCUACAGCCUGCCCAUCCACAAGAGCAUCCGAACCAAGCCAGAGCGUGUUCAGUACCUACACUGCCGCCCCCAGAGCUCCACCUCCAUCUCCUGCUCCUGGGGCCCCCCGGAGGCCGACUGUGACUCCUACACCAUUGAGUGCCUCCACCAGGACUCCCGCACCCUGGUGUACUCCCGGCGUACGGGCCGCGACAGCACCCUCUACCACAUCACCCAGCUGGAGCCGCACAAACGCUACACCGUCUCCAUCAAGGCUAUCUCCGACAGCAUGACCAGCGAGGCCGCUGAGGAUAGCGUGGUCACCAUGAUCGACCGCCCUCCCCUCCCUUCCCUCAGCACCCGGGUUAACAACAGGGCUGCUCUCAUCACCAAAAACACCAUCUUCUUCAAGUUUAACUGCAGCUGGUUCAGUGACAUCAACGGAGCGGUCAAGUUCUUCACAGUGGUGGUGACCGAGUCUGAAAACAAUGAAAACAUUCAACCAGAGCAGCACCACCCUCUACCCUCCUAUCUGGACUACAAAUCGAACAGUUCCGUUAAGGCCUACCAGACCAGCUACUUCCCCAGCCGCUGCACAGAGGGAUCAGACAGCGAGACCCAGAGCUUUGCGAUCAGCCUGGGUACGGGUAUGGACACCCUCGGGGGGGCAUGUGACCACCUACAGGCCCAGGACAGGGAGCAGGACCCAGACAAACACAGAGACCACAGAGACAACCCUUUCUGUGAUGGCCCACUCAAACCCAAAACUGCAUACAGGCUCAGUGUGCGUGCGUUCACCCAGCUCUUUGACGAGGAGCAGAGCAGAUACACCCCGCCCCUCUACACAGACACUUACCUGUCCCUCCCCCUGGUCACAGAAGCAGAGCCCCUGAGCGGUGUGAUCGAGGGCAUCAGUGCCGGCAUGUUCCUCGUUGUCAUGGUGGUGGGAGUCACCGCACUGUUCAUCUGCAGACAGAAGGUUCGCAAAGUUAGUGUGCAGGAGCGGCGGGUGGUCCGAAUGAGCAUGAGGAGAGAGAGGCCCACAUCAGGAGUGCACAUGGGCGUCAGGGGUAACCGUCGUAUUUCAAGCCCCAUCAAGAUCAUGCACUUUGAGUCCCACUACACCAAACUCCAGGCUGACUCCAAUUAUCUACUGUCUGAGGAGUACGAAGACCUGAAAGACGUAGGAAGGAACCAGCCCCUGGACACAGCCCUACUGCCAGAGAACAGAGGGAAGAACCGAUACAACAACAUCCUGCCCUACGACUUGACCCGUGUGAAGCUGUCCUAUGUGGAUGAUGAUCCGUGCUCUGACUACAUUAACGCCAGCUACAUUCCUGGGAACAACUUCCGUAGGGAGUACAUCGCCACUCAGGGCCCACUUCCUGGAACCAAAGAUGACUUCUGGAAGAUGGUGUGGGAGCAGAAUGUCAAUAACAUUGUCAUGGUGACGCAGUGUGUGGAGAAAGGCAGGGUGAAGUGUGAUCACUACUGGCCCUUUGACCAGGAACCUUUGUAUUAUGGAGACCUCAUAGUCCAGAUGCUGUCUGAGUCUGUGUUGCCAGAGUGGACUAUCCGGGAAUUCAAGAUUUGCAGCGAGGACCAGUUGAACUACUCCAGGGUGGUGCGUCAGUUUCACUACACGGUGUGGCCCGACCACGGCGUCCCAGAGACCACCCAGUCACUAAUCCAGUUCGUCAGGACCGUCAGGGACUAUAUCAACAGGACCCCUGGGUCUGGGGCCACCGUAGUUCACUGCAGUGCUGGUGUGGGCCGUACAGGGACCUUCAUAUCCCUGGACAGAGUCCUGCAGCAGCUGGACACCAAGGACACAGUAGACAUCUACGGAGCUGUCUUCGACCUGCGCCUCCACCGCUCACACAUGGUGCAGACUGAGUGCCAGUAUGCGUAUCUCCACCAGUGUAUGAAAGACGUCCUCCGAGCCAGGAAGCUUCGCAGUGAGCAGGAGAACCCCCUCUACCCCAUCUAUGAGAAUGUCAACCCUGACCCCCAAAGAGACAUCAGAUGGUGCUCUGAAGAAGCCAUGGGUAGCUGUUUAAGCUGUCCAGAGAAGGAGUCAAUCCCAGAUAAUCAUCAAACCAAAUUUAAGGUGAUAAACGUGGAUGACGAUGGGAACGAGCUGGGCUCGGGCAUGAUGGAGCUGACAGAGGUCGAGCUAGUCCUCCACACCUAUCGCCGUGACGACGUCAAGUGGCCCUACAUGUGCCUGCGUCGCUAUGGCUACGACUCCAACCUCUUUUCCUUCGAGAGUGGCCGCCGCUGCCAGACGGGACAAGGGAUCUUUGCCUUUAAGUGUGCUCGGGCGGAGGAGAUCUUCAACAUGCUGCAGGAGGUGAUGCACAACCACAGCAUCAGUGUGGUGGAGGAGGCCGUACUGGAGACCAACCAGCAGGCCACACAUACUCCUGCCGCUCUGGGCUACUCUGUUCCCACCGUGCACAAUGGUGUCACCCGGAUCCCUUCGGUGGGCGACGCCCCCUCGCACCCCUCCACACGCCACCCGUCUGUGGCCAGCACCCGACUGCCCUCGGUGGGAGAGGAGUCUACACACCCCCUCCUAGUGGCUGACGAGGCGGUGCACACUUAUGUGAACACCACAGGCCUGCUGGAUGACCAGCCCAGCCCUCUGACUGCUCCAGCCCCUCUGGACAGCCCUGGCUCAGCCCAGUCCCAAUGCCCCCCUACACCACCUCCUCCGCGGGUAGCCAGACCAGAGCCCCAGGCCCAGCUCCAGGAAGAACCCCAGGUACUGCUGGAGUCCCAGGGGGUACGCUUCGUGCUGGGGCCCACCCCUGUGCAGAAAAAGAUGGCCAAGGGGAAGCAUCAGACUGAGGAUGGAGAUGAAGAGGAGGCAGGGGAGGACUCGGAGUCCCCGGAGCCUGGAGAGGGAGAGGCCAACGGCCACACAGACACGGGGGCCCCAGCCCCACCAGAGGGCCAUCCUCAGCCGUCCUCUACACACUCCAAUGGCUCCUCUGCCUCUGUCGGGGCUCCAGCCACAGCCCCUCGCCGCCAUCUCUUACCCCCCGUCACCCCUGACACCCUGCAGAAUGUUAACAACUCAGCCCAGCGGCGCACGGCCCUCCUGGACUACGAGAACCUCCCGGCCCUGCCGCCCGUCUGGGAGACCCGCAAGCCCAGCAACGAGGAGGAGAACAACGGUGGACCCCGUGGUGAAGGAGGCCAAGGGGGGCUAAAGAUGUCCUCCCUCAACGGCUACAACCAACACAGCCUCCUCCACCAUUCCUACUCCCACCCCCUGUCGGCCCACCCCCCUCUGUCAGCCAUGGAGUCCUCCCACAACUACGUGAACACAGAGAAUGUGACUGCCCCCCUCAGCGCCCGCUGUGCCCCCGACACGGCACGCCGCCGCAGCGACGGGCCCAUCGUGUUCAACUUCGACUUCCGCCGGCCGUUGGGUCAGGAGCAUCCCAAGACGCUCAACUACAUCGAGGUGGAGAUGGAAACUACCGCCUCUUCCUCCGCAGCCUCCAAGGGUGCGUCCUCGGACACCAGCAACCCCCACACGCCCCGCACCCCAACCUCACCGCCUCUGCCCACCACCCCCACGCGCCGCACCGAGCUCUACGCCUUCAUCGACAUAGAGCGCACCGCCGCCAUGUCCAACCUGCAGAAGGCCCGGCCGCACGACGACGGGUCGUUGAGGAAAACGCGGCACAACAGCACAGAGCUUCCCACCAAAAGCACUGUCUGACUAUUACCUGAUCCGCCUGGCACCUUUUUCUACUAUUAACCCCUUUUUAAAAUAUGAAACAAAUGGGAAGGCAGCCUGUACAGGGGCCUUUGUUAUAGACGGAGAAACACGUGACGGAGACAUUGGAAAUGCAAAGAGACUCCAGAAAGCGGUCCUAAAAUGAGAUAUAAACAGACUUGUGUGGGGUUACCUGUAAGGGAAUUCAGGUAGACCAAAGUAGGUACUUACUUGCCAUAUACCAAUUUAUUCCUAUGGUAAUAUAAUACCUCUUCUCCUUCACCCGUUCUACAGUGCAUUUGGGUUGUUUAUUAUGUUAAUAAGACUGGACUGCAUUCCUCCUCACCCACGGUACAAAUCAGUAUUACUGAACAAAGCAUUCCAUUUAGCCUUUUUAUGAUUCACUACAUGCUGCUGUAAUUUCAGUAUCUGAGGAUUACAUGGUACACUUCAUGUUUGACUAUGUACAGUAGAUUCUGGCACAAUAAAUGUCUGUUCUGUUUGUAUUUA